Messenger RNA from Anthonomus grandis grandis, 798 nucleotides. Its product is annotated as lysozyme-like. The record is from RefSeq and is a predicted model, not a curated record. Gene Ontology annotation, molecular function: lysozyme activity. NCBI's taxonomy places the organism in Eukaryota, Metazoa, Arthropoda, Insecta, Coleoptera, Curculionidae. The coding region runs from base 234 to 689 and encodes 151 amino acids. The transcript is spliced from 3 exons.
UCAGUUAAAUUUAUAAUUAUGGAAAACCCACAUUAGUACUAACGAGUUUCGUUUGGCAUUUUGCUAAAACUCCCCCAGCUGGUUUCGUCCGGGUAUACCAGUACCGCCGUCCAUAUAUUAACUUCAACCGGUCAACCAGGUUUCACAGUACCAUUGAUUCUUUUUGGUUAACAAGUCACGGUCAAGAGUGUCCGAUUUCGCAUUUUAUUUAGAUUUUAUUAUUGUGUUCAAAGAUGUCGAAGCGCGUCAUCGUAGCAGGGAUCGUCUUUGCGAUAGCCUUUAGUGCAGCCUUAGGAGACGAUCUGCCAGUAACCCAACAAUGCCUAGGUUGUAUCUGCGAAGCCAUCUCGGGAUGUAAUACCACCGCAGUGUGUUCAGGAGACGUCUGCGGCCCCUUCAGAAUUACUUGGGCAUAUUGGUCCGAUUCCGGAAAGCCAACCGUAAGGGGCGAAUCUCCCGAAUCCGCCACCGCAUAUGCUAACUGUGCAGGGGACACUUAUUGCGCUGCAUUGUCUGUACAAGGAUACAUGAGUAAAUUCCAACAGGACUGCAACAAGGACGGCAGAAUUGACUGUGAUGAUUUCGCAUUGAUUCACGCAUUGGGCGGUUACGGAUGUGCAGGAAAUAUGCCGGAACCUUAUGGUCAACGUUACAGGCAAUGCAAGGCCAUCGUUGGGGCGGGACAAUAAAAUUAAUAUUUAGUCUUAUUUAAUAUUUGUUUGCCAUUAAGUUUUAAGUUUAAUCUGUGACAAGUAAAAAAUAGUAAAUUAUAAGUUUUGAUAUCGAAUUCACAAGAUA